GUGAUAGGGUCCCCUGAGACAGGAUUGGGAUCUCUGCGGGCAAUAGACAGACAUGGAGGCAGCCUCGCCAGUGGGCUGUGCUUCUUUCUGCCAGGAGGGUGCGAGCGUCCGCGUGCCCUCGGACGGUCCUGGCUUGGCCCAGGCAGGAGGGAUGGCGGUGGAAUCACAGGCUCCAGGAGCCGGGUCUGUGCAGCCGCGCGGCCGGCCCGGGAGAACUGGGUCACCGGGUUGAGCGUGGCGCGACUGCGUCGCGGGGCCAACAGUCGUCGCUGGCGGUCCAGCGGCCACUGGCGCCGGCGGUGAGUGAGGCGCAACCCUCCCCAGCUUCCGGGCUGCGGAGAGCGGCAGAGACCAGAUCCGCUGGACCAUUAAGUGGUGAGCCUCUUCUUCAGCUGAGGGGGAAAAAAAUGGCAGUGUUCAAGAAGCUAAAACUUCUUCUCUGGAAGAAUUUCAUCUUAAAGAAGCGGAAGACCCUGAUAACACUCCUGGAAAUGGUCAUGCCGUUACUGUUUUCUACAAUUGUAUUGUAUUUCCGUUUCAAUAGUAUGCCAAGAAACAGAUCAUCUACUAACUACCAAGCAGUUGAUAUCAGUCUGCUGCCAGUGUUUUUCUAUAACUACCCUCUGAAAAGUAAAUAUCAGUUGGCUUAUAUCCCUUCCAAAAGCGAAACUUUGAAAGCUGUGACUGAAAUGGUAGAGAAAACCUUUGCUGUUGACUUUGAAGUUCUAGGCUUUCCUUCAGUGCCUUUAUUCGAAAGCUAUAUAAUUAAUGAUCCCAAGUCUUUCUACGUACUGGUGGGAAUUGUUUUUGACCAUAUCUUCAACAGCAGCAACGAACCUUUGCCACUUGUGGUUAAGUAUGACCUGCGCUUUAGUUAUGUCCAAAGGAACUUCAUAUCACCGCUGAGGCAUUUAUUUUUUCAAGAGGAGAUGGAAGGCUGGUGCACAGCCUUUCUUUACCCUCCUAAUCCAAGCCAAGAGCCCCGGGAAUUUACGUACCCUGAUGGGGGAAACCCUGGAUACAACAAAGAAGGUUUCCUGGCAAUCCAGCACGCAGUGGACAAAGCCAUCAUGUGGCACCACGCUCCCAGUGCCACACUCAGCAUGUUCAAGAACCUCAGUGUGCUGCUGCAGAGAUUCCCGCUGGGGCCACACGUCCAGGACCCUUUCCUGGUGGUCCUUCAGAACGAGUUCCCUCUGCUCCUCAUGCUCAGCUUCAUUUGUGUUGAGCUCAUAAUCAUCAAUUCCAUUGUCCUGGAGAAGGAGAAGAAACAGAAGGAGUACAUGUGCAUGAUGGGAUUGGAGAGCUGGCUGCACUGGGUUGCUUGGUUCAUCACGUUCUUCGUGUCUGCCUUGGUUGCUGUUUCUGCUAUGACCAUUCUUUUCUGCACAAAGGUAAACAGUGUGGCUGUGUUCAGGAACAGCAACCCUACCUUGAUAUUUCUUUUCCUGAUGUGUUUUUCCAUGGCCACAAUUUUCUUUGCCAUCAUGAUGAGCACAUUUUUCCAAAGAGCGCAUGUAGGAGCCGUGACAGGAGGCAUCGCCUUCUUCCUCACCUACCUCCCCUACCUGUACAUCACUUUCAGUUACCACGAGAGGACCUACGUCCAAAAGAUAGCCGCUUGCCUCUUCUCAAAUGUUGCCAUGGCAAUAGGAGUCCGGUUCAUCUCUCUGUUUGAAGCAAAAGGCACGGGCAUCCAGUGGAGGAACAUAGGCAGUGUCCAAGGCGACUUCAGCUUCGCGCAGGUGCUGCUGAUGCUCCUGGUAGACUCCCUCUUGUACUGUCUGAUAGCCUUCCUGUCAGAGUCUCUCUUCUCAGGAAAGUUCGGAAUACCUAAGUCUUGGUACUUCUUUGCCAAGAAGCCUGUUCCAGUUACACUGCCCCUUCUGGACAUUGGGGGUCCUGAGAAAACGUCGAGAAGCGAGUUCAUGCAGGAUGAGCCAACCAAGCAGAUGAAAGGAAUUGAGAUCCGACAUCUGUAUAAGGUGUUUUACAGGGGAAGGAGAGUCCGCGUAGCAGUCAAAGAUCUGAGCAUGAACCUGUACGAGGGCCAGAUCACUGUUCUGCUGGGACACAACGGAGCAGGAAAGUCCACCAUCUGCUCCAUUCUCACAGGUCUUAUUGCUCCUUCUAAAGGUCAAGCGUAUAUCCGUGGAUGUGAAAUUUCAAAAGACAUGGUUCAAAUUAGGAAGAGCCUGGGCUGGUGCCCACAGCACAACAUUUUAUUCGAUAACCUAACAGUCACCGACCAUCUGUCUUUCUAUGGUCAGUUGAAAGGCCUGUCUCACCAGGACUGCCGUGACAGAAUAGAGGAGAUGCUGCACAUCCUCAGCCUGGAGGACAAGCGGGACUCGAAGUCCAAGUUCCUGAGCGGUGGAAUGAAGCGCAAGCUGUCCAUUGGCAUUGCCCUCAUAGCCGGCUCUAAGGUGUUGAUGUUGGAUGAGCCGACCUCAGGCAUGGAUGCGGUGUCCAGGAGGGCCGUCUGGGACCUUCUUCAGCAGCAGAAGAGUAACCGCACCAUCCUGCUGACCACCCACUUCAUGGAUGAAGCUGACUUGCUGGGAGACCGCAUCGCCAUCAUGGCCAAGGGGGAGCUGCAGUGCUGUGGGUCGCCACCGUUCCUCAAGCAGAAAUACGGUGCAGGGUAUUAUAUGACUUUGAUAAGAACACCUCACUGUGACACAAGGAAGCUUUCUAGUCUUGUCUAUCAUCACAUACCGAAUGCAGUCUUGGAGUCCAGCAUUGGAGAAGAAGUGAUAUUCACACUUCCUAAGCAGACUGUGCCCAGGUUUGAAGCUCUAUUUACUGACUUGGAACAGAGACAGACAGAGCUGGGAAUCUCCACUCUGGGGGUCUCUGUCAGCACUAUGGAGGAAGUGUUCAUACGAUUAGGGGUGUCGAGUUCCUUGGGGCAAGUGCGGCGUUGGAUUGGUUACUGUCCUGAGUUUGAUGCCUUGCUAAACUUCAUGACAGGAAGAGAGACGCUUGUCAUGUAUGCCCGCAUCCGGGGCAUCCCUGAGCGCCACAUUAAAACCUGCGUAAACCAGAUCCUUGAGGACUUGCUCAUGCGGAUGCAGGCAGACAAGCUAGUGAAGAGCUAUAGUGGUGGGAACAAGCGCAUGCUGAGCACGGGCAUCGCCCUCAUUGGAGAGCCUGCAGUCAUCUUCCUGGAUGAACCGUCCACUGGCAUGGACCCUGUGGCCCGGCGCCUGCUGUGGGACACUGUAGCCCGGGCCCGUGAGUCUGGCAAGGCCAUUGUCAUCACCUCCCACAGCAUGGAGGAGUGUGAAGCCUUAUGUACCCGGCUGGCCAUCAUGGUACAGGGCCAGUUCAAGUGCCUGGGCAGCCCGCAACACCUCAAGAGCAAGUUUGGCAGCGGCUACUCCCUGCAGGCCAAGGUCGGGAGGGAGUGGCAACAGGAGAUGAUAAUGAAGUUCAAGGCGUUUGUGGACCUGACCUUCCCUGGCAGCGUGCUGGAAGAUGAGCACCAAGGCAUGGUUCAAUACUACCUUCCUGGCCAAAACCUCAGCUGGGCACAGGUGUUUGGCAUUAUGGAACAAGCCAAGAAGGAUUACCUGUUGGAAGACUACUCCAUCAGCCAGGUCUCUCUAGAGGACAUCUUCCUGAGCUUCACCAGCCCUGGCUCCUCCACUAAAGGCAAACAAGGGCAUGCUGUCCCAGCCAGCCCCUGA
Acomys russatus (golden spiny mouse) is the source of this 3692-nucleotide messenger RNA. Its product is annotated as ATP-binding cassette sub-family A member 17-like. Gene Ontology annotation, molecular function: lipid carrier activity; ATP hydrolysis activity; ATP binding. The transcript has 23 exons. NCBI's taxonomy places the organism in Eukaryota, Metazoa, Chordata, Mammalia, Rodentia, Muridae. Gene Ontology annotation, cellular component: intracellular membrane-bounded organelle; membrane. Bases 408 to 3692 code for a protein of 1094 amino acids. Gene Ontology annotation, biological process: lipid transport; transmembrane transport. The record is from RefSeq and is a predicted model, not a curated record.